Molecule: messenger RNA, 2445 nt
Organism: Cuscuta europaea
Lineage: Eukaryota; Viridiplantae; Streptophyta; Magnoliopsida; Solanales; Convolvulaceae
Source: the annotation of a GenBank genome assembly
AAGGAAGAAAGAGCGCCUGAAAAAAGGAAAAAUGCGUGUUGAGAGCGUCUCUCUCUGGAAACACCGUUCCAGACUCACGCAUCAGGAUGGCCAACCCAGAUUUUUCGAUUGAGCUUGGUUCUUGGAGUUCGUUGGAGGAAGUUGAAACCUUUGGGCCUUUCCGACCUCGACUUGGUCAUUGGAAUACUGAUUUGCGAAUUCAUUUUAGGAGGUGCCGAGCGAUAAUUGGAAUCUAUGCGCGAAGGUUACUGUUCACAGGAUUUCAUUCGCAGGUUUUUUCAGUACAGAUUUGGGUUUCAGUAAAUUAGUUGAUAUAGUUGUCGAUUACUGGUCUAUCCGAACGACCUAGGGUACCUGGUUUUUGUUUUUCUGCACUCUCGUUUUUUAGGUCUGAAAAUCGGAAAUGCGGAAAAAUAAUCGAGAAAUGGGGGGAAACACCAGGAUGCGAACUACUCGAGCUUCUUCGAGAUUUGAUGUGUUGGGAGAUAUUGAUGUUGAAUUCCCAAUCCUAAAUAAGGAAAAACCUUCUGUGAACUUGGUGAAUAUGAACGAGUUUCCCCCAAUUCAUACCUCGGUGCAGCAGGGGAUUGACCACAAGAACAGGGCUGCGAGUUCGGCAACUGCUGUAUCUCCUGCGUCACAAACUAGUGCUGCAACACUUGAUACAUCUGCUGUAUCACCUGUGAUUUCUGUUCCAGAAAAGGAGGUGACCAAUGGGACUACUUCUACACCGACUGUGAAGGAUCCUCCUAGGGCUGAACAGACUGUUUUAUCACCAAAACAAUUGGCAGAGAAUGCACAGAUUGAACCUAGUUCUGGCCAUCAUGAUGGAUUGAGGGUUGCUAAAGCAGGAGGUUCAGCUGCUACAGGGGGAUUUCAAGCUGAUGAAGUGCAGCCUAUUACUGAAGUUGGGCGACUUGGACAAUUUACCGAAACUCUGGGAAAAACAAGGACUGCUGUUAACAAAACUGCUGCUACUCCUGGGUUGACGCCAAGUGGAGAAGCAGGGGACAGAAAGGGGAGAAAGGAGCCGGAUAUAGUUGCUAUUACUGCCAAUUUGGAAAUACCACCAAAGGAGAAAGCAUGGUCAUCCCUUUUCAAGGAUAACCGAGACCCUUCAAACGGCCUAAAAUUGAGGUAUAUUCCGCCGAAAGGCAAAUCCUUAGACUUCGGUGAUAGAAUAUUGCCCUCUAUGAUUGAGAUGUGGGGAUUUUGUCUUGUUGGAUAUAUUACCGGAAAAUUUCCCGGACUUAAGGCCAUUUAUAACUUGAAGAAUACCUGGGGUGUUAGUUGCCAAAUCAAAACACAUGCUAAGGGAUGGAUUAUUUUCAAAUUCCAAAAUGAUGGGGAUAGAGAAAAAGUGUUGAAUGGGGGUCCCUAUACCAUUUUUGGAAUGCAACUAUUGCUAAAAUCACUUUCAGAGGACUUCUCCUUCGAUGAUGAUGAAUUUCUUAAAGUCCCCAUUUGGGUUAAAUUUCCCAAUCUACAUAUGAAACUAUGGAAUGAAGAGGCUAUGAGCGAGGUUGCAUCUAUGGUAGGGGUCCCGCUUUCUACGGACAAGGUCACUCAAAAUAGGAGCAAUCAUCAUUUUGCUAGAGUUCUAAUUGAGGUGGAUGUGUCUAAACCGCCCCGGUUAUCAUUUCCUAUACGAUUACCUUCUCGUAAAGUAGUCAAUCAAAUGGUGGUUUAUGAAACCUUCCCCAAUUUCUAUUUCCAUUGUAAAAUGUAUGGGCACCACCCUUUCAUUUGCAAAAAAUUGGCAUCAAAAGAACGAGACUUGGCUAUUGUUGAUAAGAAGGAGGAUACUGUGAAUGAGGUUUCUCAAGUGGAAAUUGUGGAAAUUGCUGUACCUGCUGCCCAGCCAGCUGCCCAGGAGCCUCCAGAUGUUGCUGCUCACCCGACCGGGUGCUGCUCUGACCCGACCGGGUCUACUGGACAGACACUGUCCCAGGGGCCUGCCAGCGCUAAUUUGGGCGCUAGUUUGCACACUGACCAAGGGAUUGCAGAGACCGAGACUGUUGCCCAGGGGACUAAUACGACUGUUGUGCCCGAAUCAGAUAGGGAUGAUGACACAGAAGAUGAGGAAUCCGAUAAUGAGCCGAAAGAUGAGGAGGAACAGAGAAUUCUUGACGAAUACUGGGAAAAAAUUACAAAAUAUAAGAAGAUGAAGAAAAGGAUGAUAGCUGAGCCUGCUCUAAUAGGUUUAGUCUAAUUUGAUACUGUUUUUGUAUGGUUGUUUGUGUUUUGAUUCCUCUGUUUAGGUGGAUGUGGGGAAUGCCCAUUAUGUUGUUGAUGCUUUAUAUUUAGGUUAGAUCCAUCUAACUUAGAUAGUCUUCUCAGGCUUUGUGUGAUACAUUGUAAAAUGUUACUUUUGGGUGUCUUUUAUAUAUACUUACAUUUCAUCCAAAAAAAAACAUAGAGGAAGAAAUAGCUAUUACUAUAACC